AUGGUUACCAUUGUUUCCCCAGCGCCAUGCCUGAGGUGUAAGAUAGUGGUGAACUGCACCAACCCCAACACCAUAUCCCUUCUGGCCGCCCUGGAGAACGUCAUGAAGUUGUACUCCAUACGACCUGUCAUGAACCUCUCAACCCCCACCAACAUCAGCAUGUACUUCACUCUCUACGGCAUCCUGGGUGUGUCGUCCCCAUAUUUCAUCCUGUCUUACAGUAUGGAUGAAAACAGAGCUCCCAUCGUCCCUUAUGUGUACAUUAAGCACACUGGUAUAGUGCGAGACGCCAACCCUGUCAGAGUGGUUAGCUCCUGUAACCUGGAGAUCUACGCCUUCCCCUUUGACGUCCAGAACUGCACCUUCACCUUCAGAUCCUACAUCCACCGCGUGUCGGACAUAAGGAUUGUCUUAGGGAAGAAGGUGGAGGACAUCCUGAAACGCUCCAUUAGCGUGUUGGCCACCGAAGGGGAGUGGGAGCUGAUGGACAUCAAAUACAGCAAGCUCAAGUUAUCAUCAUUUGAUCAGGGAGAAAGCAACUCCUAUGAUGAGCUCUGCUUCUUUAUUAUCCUGAGGCGCAGAGCAACCCUCUACGUGGUGAACCUCCUGAUCCCCAGCUGCUUCCUCAUCACUGUGGAUCUCUUCAGCUUCCUGCUGCCUCCCCAGAAUGUGGACCGCUCCUCCUUCAAGAUGACCCUUAUUUUGGGCUACUCGGUCUUCCUGCUCAUCAUAAAUAACCUGCUGCCAGUCACAGGAAGCACCAUUCCACUGAUAAAUGUGUUUUUCGCCAUCUGCUUGGCUCUGAUGGUGGCCAGCCUGUUGGAAACUAUUCUCAUCACCAACCUCCUGGUCGGCUCCAGUAACUUCCACCCAGUGCCUGGCUGGGUCCGAGUGCUCGUUCUGCGCUUCAUGGGCACCCUCGUCUGGAUGCCUCAGAAAUCAAGAGAGGACAAGAUCAUCCUCAAUCCAGUUGCAGGAGACGUGAAAGUCUGCCCUCUAGUGUCGGUGGAGAGGCAGGUUCAAACAGCAGAACAAGGUGAGAUGUGGGCAGAGGCAGGCGAUUCAGCCCUGGCGGAGCUGAGGAAGCUGGGCAAUGAGCUGCAGUCCAUCCGCAUCCAGGUGGCCCAGCAUGUGGACGGGAACCAGAUCUCCCAGGACUGGAUGCAGGUGGGCUACAUCCUCGACCGGCUGCUGUUUGGCGUCUACUGCAUCUUCAUCACCUUCAGCUUCAUCGUCAUCCUCAGCAUCUGGAGUAAUUCGUACAACCAGUGA
Salvelinus namaycush (lake trout) is the source of this 1272-nucleotide messenger RNA. RefSeq names its product 5-hydroxytryptamine receptor 3A-like. The transcript has 6 exons. NCBI's taxonomy places the organism in Eukaryota, Metazoa, Chordata, Actinopteri, Salmoniformes, Salmonidae. The coding region runs from base 1 to 1272 and encodes 423 amino acids. Gene Ontology annotation, biological process: chemical synaptic transmission; signal transduction; nervous system process. Gene Ontology annotation, cellular component: synapse; neuron projection; membrane. The record is from RefSeq and is a predicted model, not a curated record. Gene Ontology annotation, molecular function: neurotransmitter receptor activity; transmembrane signaling receptor activity; extracellular ligand-gated monoatomic ion channel activity.